This is a messenger RNA of Perca fluviatilis (European perch), 1740 nucleotides long. It is a transcript of the gene oxa1l, whose product is annotated as OXA1L mitochondrial inner membrane protein. Gene Ontology annotation, biological process: protein insertion into mitochondrial inner membrane from matrix; mitochondrial respiratory chain complex IV assembly. The record is from RefSeq and is a predicted model, not a curated record. NCBI's taxonomy places the organism in Eukaryota, Metazoa, Chordata, Actinopteri, Perciformes, Percidae. Gene Ontology annotation, cellular component: mitochondrial inner membrane. The coding region runs from base 48 to 1607 and encodes 519 amino acids. Gene Ontology annotation, molecular function: membrane insertase activity. The transcript is spliced from 11 exons.
AGGAAGAUAGACUCUUCACGCUUUCCGUAGCAUGUCUUUCCCCCAGCAUGGCUGCCAUCAGAAGCGGGGUGACUCCGGGUUGCCUAGCAAGAUGUUUCCUAAGACAGACUGGAAAACUGAGCCGAGACAGCCAUCCCCUUCAAAACAUUUUUAACCAUCGGGUGCUCCAGAAGUCCCAUCUGCACACAUUGUUUGAGUGUCGCAGUCCUGCUACUAGGACUCUGCUGGGCCGCAGACAGCAUGGGAAGUUCCUCUGGGUGAACGCCGUGGCAGUCAGGCACAACAGCUCACAGAUUCCUGAUGAUGGAAGCAUGGCACCUCCAGUGUUGGAAGCUUCUGGUGGCCUUCCAGUCCUGGAGUCCUCCCCCGUCUAUUUGCCCGCUGACCCUACCCCUAUCAUCGCACAACCCAUCACUGAACAGGUGGAGACUACAUCGGAGAUGCCAGUUGAAACAGUUUCCAUGGCAGCACCAUUAGUGGACAUCUCUCCUUCUUCUCCAGUCUUGGAUUCCUCCCCUGAGCUGUUGUCAGCUGACCCAGUUUCUGUUUUGUCACAGCCAGUCAUCGAGCAGUUGGCUGAUGCUGCACCGACUGCAGUGGAGGUCCUGCAGGCUGCGGCUACAGAAACCAGUUUAGCAGAGCUGGGAUUGGCCGGCCACACCCCAGUGGGGCUGAUCCAGAACUUGUUAGAGUUCAUGCACGUGGAUCUUGGUUUGCCCUGGUGGGGAGCCAUUGUUGUAGGAACCGUGUUGGCUCGUUUGGCUGUGUUUCCUGUCAUAGUGAAGGGCCAGAGGGAGGCAGCCAAGCUGAACAAUGUUCUGCCCGAGAUGACCAAACUCACUGCCAGGAUGAAUGAAGCCAAGCAGAGCGGAAACAAAUUUGAAUUUGCCAAAGCCUACUCUGACCUGAACUUGUUCCAGAAGAAGCAUGAUGUAAAUCCUCUCCGCGGCUUCCUAGUUCCUUUGGUGCAGGCACCAGUCUUUGUCUCUUUCUUCAUCGCACUGAGGAAGAUGGCCUACCUGCCGGUGCCCAGCUUGCAGACAGGAGGCCUGCUCUGGUUUACAGACCUGACGGCAGCAGAUCCUUUUUAUAUCCUGCCUUUUGCCGUCACGGGAACCAUGUUCUUCAUCCUGGAGUUGGGUGCAGAGUCUGGUAUCGACAACCCCAACCUGCGAGCCAUGAAGACAGUGUUCAGGAUCAUGCCCUUUGUCAUCCUCCCCCUCACUAUCAACUUCCCCACGGCGGUGUUUACCUACUGGUUGACUUCUAACUGCUUCUCCUUGGGUCAAGUCGCCCUGCUCAGACACCCCUUGGUCAGAGACAGGUUGAGGAUCCCAGAGAGAAUCAAACAUCCGGCCUCCGCCCUGCCCCAAAGUGACGGCUUAAUCGAUAGCAUGAAGAAGGGCUGGAAAAACGCUCAGCUGGCCCAGCAGCUGGAAGAAAGGGAAAGAAGGAUCAAAAAUCAUCUGGACCUUGCUGCUAAAGGUCCACUGAGGCAGACUUUUACCCACAAUCCUCUCCAGCAGACCCCGCCCAUGGCUGCAGCAUCAGCUAAAGACAAGCCAGCUGGUGAUAAGGCGAGGCCAUGGAAGGACACUAUUGGAUGAUCAGACUGAAAGCUUGACAGUACCAUGAUUUACUGUAUGUACAUAUUUAUGAAUGGAAGAGAGGACCGAGUGGGAAAGGAUUGUCAUUAUGUAUUAUUCUAAAUAAAAUGUAAAAUCCGCCUCAAAACAACCA